Messenger RNA from Geodia barretti, 1903 nucleotides. NCBI's taxonomy places the organism in Eukaryota, Metazoa, Porifera, Demospongiae, Tetractinellida, Geodiidae. The record is from the annotation of a GenBank genome assembly.
CCACGCGGUUCUUUCGGAAGCAACGCGCGAGCGGGCAGCAUGUCAGAGGGAGGUAUGGAGAGUGGAGAGAAGCAGGCGGUAGCGAGGAUACGCGGCCAAGGCGAGACCUGAAGAAUAAAGCCAACGAAUCUUCAAAUCACAGCGGUACCAGGAAGCCAUAGAGUGGUACAGCAAGGCAAUUGAUCUGGACCCGUCCAUCGCCGUGUACUAUGGCAACCGCAGUUUCGCUCAUCUCAGAUGGAGAGCUAUGGAUACGCCCUUAGCGACGCCACUACAGCCUUAGAUAUCGACAGAACGUACAUCAAGGGCUACUAUAGGAGAGCGAGUGCAAACAUGGCUCUGGGGAAGUUCAAGAAAGCUCUUACUGACUUUGAAGCUGUGAAAAAGGCACGGCCGAAAGACCAAGACGCUGUGAACAAGUACAACCAAUGCAACAAAAUUGUUCACCAACAAGCAUUCGCCAAGGCAAUCGCCGUGGAGUCCUCCAAGAAGAGUGUUGCCGAAUCAAUCAACCUGGACACAAUGGUCGUGGAGGAGACGUACGAGGGACCGAGAUGGGAAGAGGGAGAGAUGGCGGUGGAAUUCAUGACUGGUCUCCUGGAUUGGCUGAAAGAUGAGAAGAAACUGCAUCGAAAGUAUGCGUACAAGAUAUUGCUGAGAUCGAAGGAGAUAUUUGAAGUGCAGCCGUCUCUGGUCGCGGUCUCAAUCCCUGACUCCAGUGACAGGUUCACUGUGUGCGGAGAUAUACACGGACAGUUUUACGAUCUUCUCAACAUCUUCACACUCAACGGGCUGCCUUCACAAGACAACCCAUAUCUGUUUAACGGAGAUUUCGUAGACAGAGGUUCGUUUUCUGUGGAGGUCAUCCUCUCGCUGCUAGGGUUCAAAGUUCUCUAUCCCGACCAUUUCUUCAUGUCUAGAGGAAACCACGAGAGUAUAAACAUGAACCAGAUGUACGGGUUUGAGGGAGAAGUGAGGGCGAAAUACUCGCAGCAGAUGUGGGAUCUGUUCACGGAGAUAUUCAACUGGCUCCCACUGGCCCACCUCCUCCAGUCCAGAGUACUGGUGACGCACGGAGGGCUGUUCAGUAGGGACGGAGUGAAGGUGUCGGAACUUGUCGACAUCGAUCGCAACAGGCAACCUCCGGAGGAAGGUUGGUACUCCACUGUACUCCGCCCUCUCCGGAGGAAGGUUGGUACUCCAUCCACUGCCAACAGUGGACCACUUAUGAUAGCAUGCCCGUGUAUAAGUGGCUCACACUAAAAAGGUCCGCUCAAUUAUGCAGGAAAAAACGUUACGCAUUAUUGAAACCGUAUUAUGUCUCGUUCAUUUUGAACGUGCAAAACGUUUAUCGCAGAUAACCUUGUCUAGAGUGCCAUGGUUGCGAAACGUUUGCUCAACUCAUGAAGUUUCGGACAAGUUGGAAACGGAAUGAAAAUCUUUUCGUUCCCAAUCGCGAAGUUUGUUCCACUGUACCAUUCUCUCUCCCCUCCAGGACUCAUGUGCGAUCUCCUGUGGUCGGACCCACAGUACAUCCCCGGGCGAGGACCCAGCAAACGAGGGGUCGGAGUUCAGUUUGGCCCCGACGUCACCGAGGAAUUCUGCUCCACCAACGGAAUAGAUCUGGUGAUAAGAAGCCACGAGGUGAAGGAGGAGGGAUACGAGGUGGCUCAUGGUGGGAAGUGUAUCACUGUUUUCUCAGCUCCCAACUACUGUGAUCAGAUGGGCAACAAAGGAGCAUUCAUCACUCUUUCCACAGACCUCAAACCUCAGUUCACCACAUACGAGGCCGUGCCACACCCAAAGAGAAAGCCUAUGCAAUACGCCAGUCCCUUAUUUGGCCUUUUAUCAUAAUGAAAGUUUUUGUUAUUUGCUAUGAUGUCAUUUAUACGGAAUGGAACAG